AUGUAGUAAGACUAUUUAUAAUAAUAAAUAGACGUUCUUAACAAAGAUCCUGCUUUGAGGUUGCCUAAGGAUGUUAAUAUAUUAAUGAAAGGGACCAAGGAUAUUACAUUUUUUAAGAAUUAUAUAAACAAUGGUGAAAAAAGAGUACAUAUCCUUUGUUGUACUUACAUGAAACAUUAAGCAAAUAAUAUUGGGGAAGAAGUGGUAAAAAUAGGCGAAAUUAAUGAUAAACUAUUUAUUCUCCUCAAAGGGGAGGCAGGUUUAAUGGUUUUAUAGCCAAAAAUUACAAAGCAGUAGCAAGAUGAAUUUGAAACUGUAUUAAAAGAUUAAGAAAAUAAGGAAGGUGAUAAUAAAAGACUAGAUUAAAAUAAAGAGGCUCAAGGAAAUGAGGAAGUUGAACAGAGAUCUAAAUAAAUUACUAUGAAUGAAAUAUAAGAAAAAAGGGCAAGAAAUACCUCAUAAGUAGCAAAUGAAGAAGCAUAAAAUUAAAAGAAAGAAAAAAAUAAUUUAGAGUCUAGAAACAGCAUUACAACUUAAGAAAAUAAUUUAAAGUUUAGGUCCUUAGAAGGUAAAAAGUAAUAGCUAAAUGUAUAAGAUGCUAAUAAAUUAAAUAGUCUUUAAGUAACCAAGAGUUAAAUUUAAAUUACUUCUGAUUAAAAUAACAUAGUAUUUUAAGAACCUGUUAUGGAAUUAGUCCAAGUUAAGUUGUUAGAAAAAGGUGAUAUAUUUGGGGAAGUAUCUCUUGUUUAAAAUAGACCUUCUAUUUUUUCUGUAUGCUGCUUGACAGAGUGUCAAUUUGCCAUUUUAGAAAAAAAAGAAUUUGAUUUUAUUUUAGGUUAAUUAGAAGAGUAAAGAAUAUACAGAGAAAUGAGAUUUUUAGGGGGUCUUGAUUAUUUCAUGCAUUGGUCAGCUAAUUAAAUCAAAUAUUUAUAUGUUGCAUCUAAAACAGUUUCUUUUUAGAGGAAUCAAUUUGUAUUUUAAGAAGACGAUCCUGCAGAUUAUAUCUAUAUAGUAAAGUCUGGCAUGUUUGAAAAAGUAAAGAAUCUUAAUUUUGAAAUGGAAAAAGAUAUAUGCUUUUUAGAUCUUCAGGGUGCUUCAGAGCAGCUUAUAGAGAAGAUAAAUCUAAAGUAUAGGUUGUUUUACAUGUAAAAUGAUAAAAGAAAGCUAAGGUUAAGCACUAUUGAAGAAAAAGAAUUGUUUGGAGAAGAAGAUAUACUUAAUAAAUAGAAUAAACGAAGUUUUUCUGUUAUUUGUGUUUCUUAGUAAGGAGAUGUUGUUAUGAUUAAGAAAAGAGAUUUUUAUUAGAAAGUUCUUGAUUCAGAUCAAACUAAGAGGAUGGUUAAAUACAGAAAUAAAUAAAAGAAAAUCGUAAUGGAAGAAAACACUAAAAAAUAUAACUCUCUUAUUUAGGAAUAUAAACAAUACCUGAUGGAUAAUUGCUAAUAAAAUUUAAAGCAAGUAAAUCUACAAGAAUACCUUCAAACAAGUAACUAGGAAAUUAAAUAGUCUGGUAUAUCCGAGUUGCUUCCUUUAAAUUUAAAUACAAACUUAAUACACAGAUACAAGACGGGUCAAGAAUCUUAGUCUUUAGUAUAAUAAUAUCUCAACAACACUAGAUAUUAAAGAAUUAAUUUAAAAAGAAGAAUAUAUGAGAAGGUUAAUUCAGUAACAAAUGUAAAUGAGCAGUCUAAUCUAUUAAUGGAAUAUGUAAAUAAUUAUUAAUAUGCAGAACCCUAUGGGGUAGUUCAAAUUGAAUUUAAUAGGCAAAAACCUUAACCUAGAAAGGAAUUUUAAGAUAGAAUUAAAGAGUUAUAGGGUAAGUAAGAAAAGCUUAGAGUUGUUUUAAGAAAGUUGCAAAGAAAUGAGUCCCUUAAUUUUAUAGAGUAGAAUAAAAGCAAAACUCGUUCUAUUUCAAGUUCUAGCUCAAUUAACUCGAAGAUAAUACAUACACCAAUAUCAGAAAUAAGGAAGCAAAAUUCAACUUUACAUCUAAAUCCUAAUUAAGAUUAAUUCUCAAAAAACAAAUAAAAUUAAAUUGCUUCAAAGGAAAUUUAGAAAUCCAGUAAACUCUAAAGAAGUCUUUCAUAUAAUGAUAGUAAAGUAAAUCAAAAACAAUAAAGGAUGUCAGAAGAAAUAAAUAUUUUCAAACCAUAAAGUUAUUAGUGCAAAAUAAGGAAUUAUAGUAGUAUAAUUUAAAGUAAUAACUUCGAAUCUGAUGAAGAUAUCAGCCCUAAAAAGACCUUAGCCUCCGAAAGAGAUUCUAUAAGGUCUAGUGAUAUAGAUAAAUCGUUGAGAAAUACGAUAUCGAAUUUAAAAAAAUAAGACUCAAAAGAUAGUUUGGCUAAUUAAAAUGAAGUUCCAUCAGAUUUCAAAUAAUGUCUUCAUAAUAUAAUUAAAGUUUCAAAUAAUUAUGAAAAAAUUGCAACACAUAUGAAAGGAUUUCCUAUAAGAAUAAAAACUUCUCAUAAUUAAAGAGAUUAAGUGUACUAUAAAAAAUUGAACUCAAGUAUUUCAAACAGCUAUAAAAUUUAAAAUAACUUUAAACUCGAUAAAAAUAAUGUUCCAUUAAUUAAAGAUUUUAAUAAGAUAAAUUCUUGUUUAGGAAUUCAAGAUAAUUGA
Tetrahymena thermophila SB210 is the source of this 2619-nucleotide messenger RNA. RefSeq names its product cyclic nucleotide-binding domain protein. The record is from RefSeq and is a predicted model, not a curated record. The transcript has 6 exons. Lineage: Eukaryota; Ciliophora; Oligohymenophorea; Hymenostomatida; Tetrahymenidae.